This is a messenger RNA of Gymnogyps californianus (California condor), 817 nucleotides long. It is a transcript of the gene ANKRD39, whose product is annotated as ankyrin repeat domain 39. Gene Ontology annotation, molecular function: protein binding. Lineage: Eukaryota; Metazoa; Chordata; Aves; Accipitriformes; Cathartidae. The record is from RefSeq and is a predicted model, not a curated record. The transcript is spliced from 4 exons. The coding region runs from base 50 to 595 and encodes 181 amino acids.
UCCCGGCUUACCCUCGGCCCCGCUCGGCCCUUCCUUCCCGGUCGGGGCGAUGGCGGCGGGCCGCCGUUCGCCACCCGGUCCCUGCUGCCCGUCGCGGGUGGCGGUACCCAGCGUGUACCAGAGCCUGCCGGAGAUGGACUUCGAGCGGGGGAUCUGGUCGGCGGCGCGGGAUGGGGACGAGCCCCGGGUGCUGGAGCUGCUGGAGCGGCGGGGGGAGCCCAGCCAGCCCGACCUGGCGGGGUACACGGCGCUGCACUACGCCAGCCGCAACGGGCACCUGGGGGUCUGCCGGCUGCUGCUGCAGCGGGGCGCCCGCUGCGACGCCCGGACGCCCGGCGGUGCCACCCCCCUGCACCGCGCCAGCUACUGCGGCCACCUCGCCGUCGCCCGGCUCCUGCUGGCCCACGGCGCCGACCCGGCCAACGCCGAUGAGGACGGACGUACCAGCCUGCACAAGGCGGCUGAGCAAGGCCACCGGGAGCUCUGCGCCUUGCUCCUGCGGCACAGCCCGGCGCUGGCCGGCAUCCGCGACGCCAAGGGCCGGCGACCCCGCGAUGUGGCCGACCCGGCGGUGCAGGACCUGCUGGAUACCUGAGGGGGACACGGCGGGAGCGGGAGAACCAGAGCCACCGUGCCGCGGGAGACACGGUGCCACCGGACCCCGUCUCCGAUGGAUAAACAAAGCCCCUGGCACCGAAUGCUGUCUCCGCCUCUCUGUCCCCUGCGCCGGGUGCCGGGGGUCACCCCUCGGUGGGUGGCCGAGCACCCCGCCAGCGGCUUUUAUUUCCUCAAAAAGCCACUAAAAAUGUGCAAAAUA